Echinococcus granulosus is the source of this 429-nucleotide messenger RNA. RefSeq names its product Sulfide:quinone oxidoreductase. Gene Ontology annotation, molecular function: FAD binding; sulfide:quinone oxidoreductase activity. The transcript has 4 exons. Gene Ontology annotation, cellular component: mitochondrion. Bases 1 to 429 code for a protein of 142 amino acids. The record is from RefSeq and is a predicted model, not a curated record. NCBI's taxonomy places the organism in Eukaryota, Metazoa, Platyhelminthes, Cestoda, Cyclophyllidea, Taeniidae.
AUGAGUUGUUUGGUUGUUUGGACUCAUUUUCCUGCUACUACUAAGGGGAUCAGUACGGGCUCUCGUAAGAUUACGAAGGGAGGGGAGAUUUUCAAUCUGAGUACGGAAGAGCUGGGGGAAGGGAGGGAUUACGAUUUUCUCCAUCUCACGCCACCUAUGACCGCGCCGGAGGUGUUAAACACUGCGACGGGUUUGACCAGUUCUGAGAUGAACAACUUCGUCAACGUCGAUCCACAAACUCUUCGACACGUCAAGUUUAACAACAUCUUCUCCCUUGGCGACUGCUCAUCUCUCCCAACGUCGAAAACUGCUGCGGCAAUUUCUUCUGAAAGUCGGGUGCUAUGUGACAAUCUGACUGAUGUCAUUCGAGGUGGGUCCGGGAAUGUUUCGAAGGAAGUCAGACGCCCAAUUGGCUUUGGUUGUAUCUGA